CUUCGGGGCCAGCCGCCGCCAUGAUCCUGCUGGAGGUGAACAACCGCAUCAUCGAGGAGACGCUCGCGCUCAAGUUCGAGAACGCGGCUGCCGGUAACAAACCAGAAGCAGUAGAAGUAACAUUUGCAGAUUUUGAUGGAGUCCUCUAUCAUAUUUCAAAUCCUAAUGGGGAUAAAACAAAAGUGAUGGUCAGUAUUUCUUUGAAAUUCUACAAGGAACUUCAGGCACAUGGUGCUGAUGAGUUGUUAAAGAGGGUGUACGGAAGCUUCUUAGUAAACCCAGAAUCAGGAUACAAUGUUUCUUUGCUAUAUGACCUUGAAAAUCUGCCUGCUUCCAAGGAUUCCAUUGUGCAUCAGGCUGGCAUGUUGAAGCGAAAUUGUUUUGCCUCUGUCUUUGAAAAAUACUUCCAGUUCCAAGAAGAGGGCAAGGAAGGAGAAAACAGGGCUGUUAUCCAUUAUAGGGAUGAUGAGACCAUUUCUCCACCCUUAGUGCUGUUCCCUCGCCACACCAAUGCCACUGCUCGAGACAAUACCAUCAACCUGAUCCACACGUUCCGGGACUACCUGCACUACCACAUCAAGUGCUCCAAGGCCUAUAUUCACACACGUAUGCGGGCAAAAACAUCGGAUUUCCUCAAGGUGCUCAACCGUGCACGCCCAGAUGCUGAGAAAAAAGAAAUGAAAACAAUCACGGGGAAGACGUUUUCAUCCCGCUAACUCUUGGGAACAGAGGAGGAAGUGCUGGCAACCGAAGGCUGGACCGCUUGCUACUGGAUAAUCGUAGCCCUUCAUGUUGCACCUCUCCAGGUUCUUAAGGGAGUCUCCAUUUGGGUUCCAUUUUGUACGCGUUUGGAAAAUAAUCUGCAGAAACGAGCUGUGCUUGCAAGGACUUCAUAGUUCCCAAGAGUUAAAAAAAAAAAAAAAGAAUUCCACUUGAUCAACUUAAUUCCUUUUCUUUUAUCCUCCCUCCCUUGUUCCCCUUCCCUCCCACCCUCUUUUUCUGAGCUGUUUUGCUUUGCAAUAUGUUACUGGUAAUGAGUUGCAAGAUAAUGCAAUCUUGUUUUCUUCUAAAUAUUUGAGUUCAAAACUCCUGUAUCUAAAGAAAUACGGUUGGGGUCAUUAAUAAAGAAAAUCUUUCUAUCUUAAAUGAGAA
Dipodomys ordii (Ord's kangaroo rat) is the source of this 1152-nucleotide messenger RNA. It is a transcript of the gene Arpc2, whose product is annotated as actin related protein 2/3 complex, subunit 2, 34kDa. Gene Ontology annotation, cellular component: actin cytoskeleton; Arp2/3 protein complex. The transcript has 9 exons. Bases 21 to 716 code for a protein of 231 amino acids. The record is from RefSeq and is a predicted model, not a curated record. Gene Ontology annotation, biological process: Arp2/3 complex-mediated actin nucleation; actin filament polymerization. Lineage: Eukaryota; Metazoa; Chordata; Mammalia; Rodentia; Heteromyidae. Gene Ontology annotation, molecular function: actin filament binding; structural constituent of cytoskeleton.